This is a messenger RNA of Drosophila obscura, 1698 nucleotides long. It is a transcript of the gene Cyp4d1, whose product is annotated as cytochrome P450 4d1. The record is from RefSeq and is a predicted model, not a curated record. Bases 38 to 1591 code for a protein of 517 amino acids. Gene Ontology annotation, molecular function: iron ion binding; oxidoreductase activity, acting on paired donors, with incorporation or reduction of molecular oxygen; heme binding. The transcript has 3 exons. NCBI's taxonomy places the organism in Eukaryota, Metazoa, Arthropoda, Insecta, Diptera, Drosophilidae.
CAAACAGUUGAUCGCGCAGCUUCAUCUUGGCUGAACCAUGUGGCUUUCUCUGGUGUUGGGUGCCGUGGGCACAGUCCUGGCCCUGGGUCUGUUCAGCUGGCUGCCGCUUUGUCGCCGUAGGCGUCGCAUCUGUGAGCUGGCUGAGCUGCUGCCGGGCCCGAAGCCGUGGCCCUUGCUGGGCGAUGCCCAUCUCUUCUUUGGCCUGAGCCCCGCCGAGGCGUGCCUGAUGAUGGGCCAGCUGGCCGAGAAGUACGGGGACACGUUCAAGAUCCGUCUGGGGCCCUGCUUCAGUGUGAUGUUUUUCCAUCCCAGCGAUGUGGAGCAGGUCCUAAGCAGCACCCAGCUGGUGGACAAGGCGGACGAGUACGAUUUUCUUUCGCGUUGGCUCAACGAGGGCCUGCUGGUGAGCACCGGCCGCAAGUGGCACAAGCGACGCAAGAUCAUCACGCCCGCCUUUCACUUCCGCAUCCUCGAGCAGUACGUUGAGAUCUUUGACCGGCAGACGCGUCAGUUCGUCUCGAAUCUUGAGUUGGCGAGCGGCCACAAGGGCCACAAUCGCGUCGACCUGGGCCAUGCCGUUCAUCUGUGUGCCCUGGAUGUCAUUUGCGAAACUGCCAUGGGCGUCUCCAUCAAUGCACAGACGAAUGCUGACUCCGAGUAUGUGCAGGCGGUGAAGACGAUAUCGAUGGUGCUGCACAAGCGGAUGUUCAACAUAUUUUACCGCUUCGACUGGACCUACAUGCUGACACCCCUGGCCCGUGCCGAGAAGCGUGCCUUGAACGUGCUGCAUGAGUUUACGGAGAAAAUCAUUGUGCAGCGUCGCGAGGAGCUGAUGCGCGGUGGCAACAGGGACGCCGCCGCAGCUGCCACCGAUGCGGAUGCUGAUGUGGGAGCCAAGCGGAAGAUGGCCUUCCUGGACAUCCUGCUGCAAUCGACCGUCGACGAGAAGCCAUUGACCAACCUGGACAUUCGCGAGGAGGUCGACACAUUCAUGUUCGAGGGCCACGACACAACCUCCUCGGCGCUCAUGUUCUUUUUCUACAACAUCGCCACCCAUCCGGAGGCGCAGAAGAAGUGCUUCGAGGAGAUCAGUUCGGUGAUCGGCGAGGACAAAAGCAGCCCGGUCACAUACGAGCUGCUCAACAAACUCCACUAUGUGGAUCUGUGCAUCAAGGAGACGCUCCGCAUGUACCCAUCCGUGCCGCUACUGGGUCGCAGGGUGCUGCAGGAGUGCGAGAUAAAUGGCAAACUCAUUCCCGCUGGCACAAACAUCGGCAUCUCGCCCCUUUUCCUGGGUCGCCGCGAGGACCUAUUCAGGGAGCCCAACAGCUUCAAGCCGGAGCGCUUCGAUGUGGUCACAAGCGCCGAGAAGCUCAAUCCCUAUGCCUACAUACCCUUCUCUGCGGGGCCGCGCAACUGCAUUGGGCAAAAGUUUGCCAUGCUCGAGAUCAAGGCCAUUGUCGCCAACGUUCUGCGUCACUACCACAUCGACUUUGUCGGCGAUACAACGCAGCCGCCAGUCCUCAUCGCUGAACUGAUCCUACGCACCAAGGAUCCGCUAAUGUUCAAGCUGCAGGAGCGCGUCUACUAACCAUUUACUCUCGUAAAUGCUGCCGGCUUUUUUUUUCCUAAUUUGUAUCUGUAAAUAUUAAUAAUGAAACCCCUUGAAGUCUAAUGAAAUGAAAGCCCCAAAUAGCU